Messenger RNA from Chlorella variabilis, 1549 nucleotides. RefSeq names its product expressed protein. The record is from RefSeq and is a predicted model, not a curated record. NCBI's taxonomy places the organism in Eukaryota, Viridiplantae, Chlorophyta, Trebouxiophyceae, Chlorellales, Chlorellaceae. The transcript is spliced from 8 exons. The annotation marks the transcript as partial.
AUGGUACAUGCCGGACGGCGCAGGGGCCCUGCCAGCGCCGCCGACCGCGUGACCGCCGCCGUCAGUCGUCGGCAGGCGGCGGCUCCACGAGCUCUGCCGUCACCAGGUUCUCUAUCCGCGGGCCUGCUGACUAAGAAGGCCCAGGAGGGGGCUCAGACGACGAUGGAGGCGACGCUGAUGGCGCAGCAGACGCCCGCGCAGCGCGACCAGCCGCCGUGCAGCCAGUGCUGCGUGCAGGCUGCUGCGUGCAAGCUGCUGUGUGCAAGCUGUGCAGCCGCAGCAGGUCCGAACGCUGCAGCCUCAGGCGGUGGCGGCGUGGUGGCAGCAGGGGCACCCAGCUGCUGCUGCUGCGUGCAAGCUGUGCAGCCGCAGCAGGUCCGCACGCUGCAGCCUCAGGCGGUGGCGGCGUGGUGGCAGCAGGGGCACCCCGGCUGGGCCAUCUAUCCUGUGGACAGCGAGCAGUUCCUUACCACGGGUGCCCUGGACAGCGUCAGCCUGCCGCUGCCCAGCGAUCCAGGCAUGGCAGGCCCGCCGCUGGCGCCGCCGCCGCCGAUGCCGGCGGCGGGCGCGGGCGCGCCCGGCUUUGCACCGCCGCCGCCGUCAGGCGCGGCGGCGGCGGGGGUGGGGGGGCCUGGCCUGCAGGGCCCCGCGCCCCCGCCCGCCUUCAACCCCACCCUGGCCUCGGUGUUUGGCGCGGGCGGGAUGAGCGGCAUGAGCCAGGACGCGCUGCUGAGAGCCAUGUCGCCCUUCCUGAACGGAGGGCCGAUGCCGCCCGGACUGGCGGGCAUGCACCCGCUCAUGCUUGGCGGCGGGCCCGGCGGCCUGCCCCCCGGGCUGGCGGGGCUGCCGCCGCACCUGCUGGGCGGCGGCGGGGGGCCCGCCAGGGAGAGCCCGCGGGCGCUGCCGGGCGGGCCGCCAUCCGCGUUUGCCUCGGCGGCGCAGGGCGGCGGCGGCGCGCCGGGCGGCCACGGCGGCAACGGCGGCGCCCCCACGGGCCCCACCCCCUUUGCCAACACCGGCAGCGCCCUGAUGCCGCCGCCGCCGCCCGUGAGCAAGUCUGGAGAGGGCGGCAGCGGCGGCGGCGGCGGGGGAGGAGGAGGAGGCUCCAUGCCGCCGCCUCCACCCGCCGCCGGCCCUUCCUUCAACCUGGCCAGCCUCAGCGGGCUGCUCGGCGGCGACCUGUCCCACCUGCCGCAGCUGGCGGGCCUCGCCAACUUCCCCAGCCUGCCUCCGGGCAUGAUGAGCGGCGACCUGGAGCAGCUGCUGACGCAGUCGUCGCUGCUGGGGCCGGAGGGGCUGCUGGCGGGGGCGGGGCGCGCCCCCUCCUUCAACAUCGGCACCAUGGGCAAGCUGGAAAGCUUCAACCUGCCUGAUGAGGCGCUGGCGGCAGCCAUCAUGCAGAUGGACCGAGGCGGCGGCGGCGGCGGCGGCGGCGGCCAGCUGGCCCGGGAGCAGUCCCAGCGCCAGCACUCGGCCGCCGUGUCAGCGGCGCUGGCGGCGGCCGCGGCCGUGUCUCGGCAGGAGGGCGGGCAGCAGGGCGGCGGCGGCG